UGCUGACGUGUCGGCUCCUUCAGCUCGCACUGCUUCAUGCUCCAGCAGCAGAGUUAAGCCAGUCCACAGAAACUGCCAGCAUGGCAGCAAAACACUUCUACCGACAGGGCCUUUUACUACUUUUAUUUAAUUUUAUUUCAACUUCAGCCUUGGAAAAAAGGUUCUCCGACUUUAAGAGAUGCGCAGAUGAGGAAUGCAGCAUGCUUCUGUGUCGGGGAAAAGCUAAAAAAGAUUUCUCUGGACCAGACUGUCGGUUCCUGUCGGUCAAAAAAUCUGAAACUAUCCAUGUAUACUACAAACUGUCAGGCAGAAGGACUGACCUAUGGGCCGGAAGUGUUGGAAGUCACUUUGGCUAUUUCCCAAAUGACAUUCUUGCAGUUAACCACCUUUAUACAGACAAAGAAAUUGAAGUUCCAGCUGAGGAAACAGAUUUUGUCUGUUUUGACACUGGAUUUGAUAAGUUUGACAAUUACGACGUAGAUUUACUGUUAGACUCUUCACUGGAGGAGAAUGAUGGUGAAAAUAAGGGAACAUCUGACCAAAUCCAAGUGGCAGAGGGCGUGCAGAAAGAAACGCAGCCAUCAGCAGACGAGGCAGCUGACAGUGAAAAACAAACUGAGCAUCGUUCUACCUCUGAGGAGCUUGAUAAAGUCCCAGAUGAUGAAAGUGCCUCUUUACCUGAACUUGACGUGGCAACUGAAUCACCUUCUACAAAAGAAGUAGAGACCGAUACAGCAGCUACACCUGAUGCUACUGAAAGAGCUGCAAAGGACGCAGAAGUUGAGAAAAACGCAGUGGAGGGCAACAAUGAUUUUGUUCCAGAAAACGAGCCAGUCUCGAUUUCGGAAGGAGUGCAAAUCCCUGUGUUAAAAACUACCCUUGGAACAACUUUUGAUGCGGUCACUAGCGAUGAAGAAAUCACAAAGAACGUUACUCCAUAUGAAGAGGAGGAAAGGGAAUAUGUGGAGACUCAUCCCGCAGAAGACGUUAAUGUUAAAGCAGCAGAAACUCCAUUGCUGUCUUUCUCUGAUUCCCUCAAAAAGCAAGAUAGUCCUCCAACAACACACGAUGAUAAGGCUGCAGAGGAGAAGAACAUGUUGACAUCAUUUGGAGAUGCUGUUUUUUCAGUUGUCUCCGGGGGAGAGAGGACCGCACAAGAUUUGAGUUCAGAGGAGGACGAUGACGAUGACGAGGAUGAGGUAGAAGAAGAAGCUGCUUCAAAAAACCCUCCGAGUUUUGAGGAAGGAAAGAAAGCCGUAGAAGAACCACUAUCCGUAGAAUUACCAAAAGAGCCGGAGAACAUAGAGCCUGCCUUGUUUGAUGAUGAUGAUGAUGAUGAUGAUAAUAAUGAUGAUGAUGAUGAUGAUGAUGAUGAUGAUGAUGAGAGUGAGGGAGAAGUGAUCGGACCUGAGAACGCUUGGGAGAAAACUUUAAAACCAACAGAUGAGCCGAUAUACCAUCAAACCGAAGCAAGUGCAAUAUCAGUGGAUCAGGUAUCACAAGAUGAAACCUCUGCCAUUCCGGAGGCUCAAAACUCAGUUAUCAAAACAACAGAUGAACCCUUUGAGGAGGAAGAGGAGGAAGGGUCCAAAGAUUUAGAGGUCAAUAAUGAUAAUAACAGUAGUGAUACAAUGGAGCACAGUGAAGAUUUAGACAAAGAAUUGAAAGAAAACAUAACCCGGACGGAUCAAGAAUUAGCCGAUCCCGAAACUGAAACACAUCCAGACUCGUCCACUGAAGAGAUGCAAUCAAAUAAUUUAGAUGUGAAAGAUCAUGAAAAGACGGUAGAUGACAGCCUACCUAAUCGUAUAAAUGACCAUUUAAAGAAUGAUUUAGAGAGUAAUAACAGUCAACCAGAAUUAUCUGUGGAGGAACAGGAGAUUAUUGAGGAACAUCUUACAGAAGAUUGGAAAGAUGAAGAAGAGAAAGAGAUGGAGGAACGGAAAGAACAGGGGAAAGAAGAAUUACUUGAAGAUGAAAAUGCACUUGAAGAUGAAAAUGGACUUGAAGAUGAAAAUGCACUUUCUUUGUCACAAUCGGACAACACAGACUCUGACGAACCCUCACCUGAAACCGCUCUACCCGCUGUGUCAACUCCAGAGCCAGAAUACAGCGACAGCGUGAUGAGACUGACUCUGCUAAGAGACCACUUCACAGAGGAGAACAUGGAGCGGAUCCAAAAGCUUCUGGGGCUCAGGAAUCUCUUCCAAGUGGAGGCCAUGUUCUCUGACUUGGACACAGAAUUGCAGUCUACCCGUCUCUCAAACACAGGUACCACGCAAGAUGUGGAAAGUGCACUGGAGGGCAUCCUGGAAGCCUCUGAGAACACCAUCCUGGAUCAGAUUGAGAAGAUGCUGGAUAGCCGAGACACAAAGCAGAGUUAUGACCAACAAAUGGACACGAGUAGUUUGGAUGAGGAGGCUGAAAUACUGGAUGGCUUCCAGGAGCUCGCAUUCAGCCUACGGCAGAAGUAUUCAACAGCCAGUGACAGCACGCCUUUGGCAGUAGAAAAAGCAUCAGAUAUUGACCAAGAUGAACACAAUUUAAAUGUAAAAGAUGACACGCCCCACAUUGUUGAAGAAGACAAGGUUGACAGCAUUCCUGAGGCUGAGAAUGAUGACAACCUCACGGUAACAGAUCAUGAGGAAAGGCCAGAAGAAGAGCAGAUAGUUUUGGAUGAGGUGCACAGUGGACCACAUGUCAGUGUGGACGAGGAUGGCGGACACUUUAAUAAAAACAAAGACAAUCAGCUGAGCUUCAGUUCAUUAGACGAGAUGCAGAAGGUCCCUCAAGCCACCCUGGAAAAUCCCUUAGACGUGGGCAUUGGUGGGGAGGUUGAGCACCCACCCUCAGGAUCUUUGGACCCCAUGGAACUAGGGUCUGAAAUUCAGGAUGACAAAGAAGAAAAAGAAGAAGUGGGAUUAUUUUCAACUGGGAUUGUUUACAUGGGCUGCAUCCUUUCGAUGAUGAAGAAUAAAACUGCAGAGUGGACUAUUGAGGUGAUUUCAUUACUGCCAGAAGAGUGGAAGCCAGGAGAAACUUUGUUUGGUUGUCCUUGGCAAGCUGUUGUCAUCACUGCUUUGGUUGGAGUAGUCACCUUCAUCCUCUUCUUCUGGAGGACUGUGUUGGCGGUAAAGAAAAGAGAAUACCUUGUGGAUGAAAAAAAGCUGACAGAGCAAAUUCUGGUGCUCAAAAAGGAGAAAAUUGAUGCUCUCGCCAAAAUGUCGGAACUCGAGAAACAGGCUGAAUACCUAAAAGAAAAUGAAAAACAGUCAAAAGAAACGGUUAGUUCUACAAUGAAAAGGAUGCAAAACCUGGAGAGUAAAGUUUUGGAGGCCGAAACACGGAAUGAACACAUGGCUGAGGAAAAGAACAAAUAUGCAAAACUACUUGAAGACGAGAAGGCAAACUCUCUUCAAAAUGGCACCAGGAUUGAGAAAUUGGAGAAGUCAAACCAGAAGCUACAGCUCAGCAGGAAAAGUGUUCAAGACGCUCUCGCUAAGACUACUGUUCUCCUGGACGAGGCCAAGAUUCGUGAAGAUGCCCGCAAAGUUCAGCACAAAUGUCUUGAGAAAGAUUAUUCAACACUAAAGGAAGAAAAUAAAACGCUUAAGGCAACCAUUAAGAGCUGGGAGGACAAACACAAGGAUCUGAACGAGCAGAUUAAAGUCUAUCAGAAGUCCCAGAAAGAGCUGGAGGACUCGGUGGUGCUCAAAGAUCACAACGUGGAGGUGCUGUCCGAACUUCUGGCAGACCUAGACGCUUGUGAUUUACAAAAAGGUGACACCAAGGUUUUAGCCAAUGGUGAAGUAGCACCUGUGUCUUUUUCAGACAAGAAGACCGCUAUAAAGAACAGGAUCAAACAGAUGAUGGAUGUUUCACGGGUCCAGACCACUCUCACUGUGGUCGAAGAAGAGCGUGAUCGCUUCAUGACUAAACUGCUGAAUGAAGAAAAGACGAGGAAGUCACUGGAAGAACAACACCAGGAGCUGGAGCAUGCUAUUGCAACCCUUAAGAGCGAUAAGAGCCAUGUUGAAAACCAGCUCAAGAUCCUCCAGCAGAAAAACGAAAUCAUGGUUGAAAUGUACCAGCAGAAGGAAAAUGCUUUGCAGCAGAAAUUAACUAAGGAAGAGUUGGAGCGACGCAGCAAAGAGAGUCAGCUGUCUGAGGUGGGAGGGAAAGCUGUGGAGGCCGAGGAGCAGGUGAAAGUCUUACGGCGACGCAUUAAUGAAAUGGAGGAGCAGAUGAAGAAGACGGAGGAAGUCUAUAAAGAGCAGAUUAAAGAACAGGAAAACAAAACUCAUUCAAACUGGGUAAAUGCUCGUAAUGCAGAGCGAGCUCUGAACCAAGAGAAGCUUGAAUCAUCAAAGCUCCGUGAAAAGCUGGCUGUACUUACCUCCCAGCUUAAUGAGCGCCGCGCUCCUCUCUUCAGACCGAACUCUGGGCAGCCUGCAGGCCCUCGACAAGGUGACUCAUAUGGGCCCUCUCCUGUGAGUGGGGGUGCACCAUCCCCUCCAAUAAUGAUAGAGGGUCCAAGGCGCCCUCCUUCUGCCCCAGUGGGGCGAAGAAUUGACCCGUAUGGUCCUCGACCUCCAUCAGACCCACAUGGUCGUUACCCUGAAAACAAACACAUCGCUGGGAUCGACAUGAUGGGCCCCCGCAGCUCAUCACCUGCGAACAUGGAUGGAUCUACACAAGCAGUAGAUCCACAGAUAAAAGCAGAGGCACAGGCUGAGGCCUCCACAGACAGCCCAGAGCCAGGACCUGGAUCCUUCCUUGUGUCUCCAAUCAGGGACUCACCAGGCUCCGUGGUCCAAGGACCUCCCCUCGGCCCUGGACCCCAUGAGCAGCUCCUCCCCCCUGGAUCCCACGUCCGCCUGCCACCUCCUGGGCCUUACAGACCUCCACGACCUGGCCUCUACCACCUCCCCCCGGGUCCUCAUGGUCCUCCUCAUCAUCACGGGCCCCCACUACCAGCCAACGGGCACCCAGGUAUGCCACUUCCUGCACCGAUGGGAGGAGAGUUUGGACCUCGUCCCGCCAACGGACACGCGUUUCACCCCAGGCCAGGCCCUGGACCCAUCAUUGAUCCUCGGGGUCCCCCACCACCACACUUCCGUCCCUCUCCACCUCAUCACUUCGGACCAAUGCCUCCGCCACAUGGUGUCCGUGGACCUAUGGGACCACGUCCCCCCGUCCCUCCUGAAAUGCGCUACCCAGGACCGCGUGACCACACCAGCCCACCAAUGCACCUGCCUCAAGGCGUCCCUCCCCAUCCGUCACAUGGUGAUGCGUAUGGUCACUCUCCACCCGAUGCUCUCCAGAACUCUCACACCGGCCCCGGACUGGACCUGCAUGUGAAGCAGGAGACCCCUCAGGACUCAGCGAGGCCAGCGAUGGUCAAGCCUUAAAGACGCCACCAGCUAUGGCAGGGGACUUGAAUUUACCCAGAACCCAUCACGUUAACAACCCAGAUCCAGUCCAAACAUAGGUCAUGAUUAAUUUUUCAGUUCUAAAAUAAAAGCUGCAAUGGUGUUUGUUAAAAAAAACAAACAUGGUCCUUAAAUUAAAGUAUCAAUAAUUAUGUGUCCGAAAUCAAUGACAUGAGAGGGUUUCCACUAUUUUAAAACGCUUAUUGUGCAAUAAUAAUUCAUUAUAUGCCGAGGAUUUUCAUUUUUGUUCUUUUUAAAAAAAUAUACAUAGCAAUGAUUUUUAAGGGGCAAUUUUUUAAAUGUCAUUUCCUGUGGAAAUUAUUUUGAAAAAGGAGGGAGUUUAGCAUCUAGUAUUUCAGGAAUACCAUAAUUUCCCAAAGCUGUUGCUUUAGAGGCGACUGUAAAGCAAAUGUGUAAUUUGAUGGCCAGAUGUAUAAGUUAUUUUACUAUGUUGGUAGAACUUUUAAUAAUAAAGAAUGUAAAAGCUG
Messenger RNA from Perca flavescens (yellow perch), 5920 nucleotides. It is a transcript of the gene mia3, whose product is annotated as MIA SH3 domain ER export factor 3. Gene Ontology annotation, biological process: vesicle cargo loading; protein secretion; endoplasmic reticulum to Golgi vesicle-mediated transport. Gene Ontology annotation, molecular function: protein binding. Gene Ontology annotation, cellular component: endoplasmic reticulum exit site; endoplasmic reticulum membrane. The coding region runs from base 81 to 5411 and encodes 1776 amino acids. The transcript is spliced from 28 exons. The record is from RefSeq and is a predicted model, not a curated record. Lineage: Eukaryota; Metazoa; Chordata; Actinopteri; Perciformes; Percidae.